Messenger RNA from Ctenocephalides felis (cat flea), 1100 nucleotides. It is a transcript of the gene MRG15, whose product is annotated as mortality factor 4-like protein 1. Lineage: Eukaryota; Metazoa; Arthropoda; Insecta; Siphonaptera; Pulicidae. The transcript is spliced from 5 exons. Gene Ontology annotation, cellular component: NuA4 histone acetyltransferase complex; nucleus. The coding region runs from base 105 to 1100 and encodes 331 amino acids. Gene Ontology annotation, biological process: regulation of DNA-templated transcription; chromatin organization. The record is from RefSeq and is a predicted model, not a curated record.
GUUCUGACCUGACAGUUCGCAAUUGUCAUUUUUUGUUUGUGUGCAUUUUCAUAUUUAUAUUUUUGAACACAAUUUCACAAUUUUAAGUAAAGAAUUUUUCAAAAAUGGCUCCAAAGUUCAAAUUUUCCGAAGGUGAAAAAGUACUUUGUUUCCAUGGCCCUUUAAUCUAUGAAGCCAAAUGCUUGAAGAGUUCUCUUACGAAGGAAAAGCAAAUAAAAUAUUUGAUACACUAUGCAGGCUGGAAUAAAAAUUGGGACGAGUGGGUUCCAGAAAGCAGGGUUUUGAAAUACAAUGAGACAAAUGUGCAAAAACAAAAAGAAGUUCAAAAGGCACAUUCUUCACAAUCCGCUAAGGCAAAAAAAUCUGCAAAACUUAAGAAAGCUGACACUUCCCUAACUAAGGAGAAAGAGGAAAAAGAAGGAACAUCUAGAUCUUCAACACCAAGUCAAGAUGGAACCAGUGUCACACCAGCUUCACGGACUAAAAAACUGGCUACACCUUUAUCCCAAGACUCAGUCGAUGUUUCAAAGCGGAAACGAAGCAGAGUUGAUACCGGGGUUGAAUCAGAAGAGCAGUUUAUGGCAAAAGUUGAAAUCAAAAUAAAAAUACCAGAUGAGUUACAACCUUGGUUAGUCGAUGAUUGGGAUGCAAUUUGUCGGCAAAGAAAACUGCUUGCAUUGCCAGCAAGGAAUACAGUUUCUCAAAUCAUUGAUGACUACAUCCAACAAAAACAAAGCAGCAAAUCUCACAACUCUAAUAAAGAAUCCGCUCUUGUAGAAGUAGCAAGAGGAAUUUUAGAAUAUUUUAAUGUUUUAUUAGGUUCCCAAUUACUAUAUAAAUUUGAAAGACCACAAUAUGCAGAAAUUUUACAAAAUCAUCCCAAUACAAAGAUGUCUGAGAUAUAUGGUUCUAUACAUCUUUUGAGAUUAUUUGUUCGUUUGGGAUCAUUGCUAGCUUUUACUCAAUUAGAUGAAAAAUCAGUAGCAACUUUAAUGGUUCAUAUACAAGACUUUUUAAAAUAUUUAGUGAAAAACAGUUCAACAUUAUUUAAUAUGCAAGAUUUUGUCAAUGCCAGUCCUGACUAUCAUCGAAAAAUAUAG